Molecule: messenger RNA, 852 nt
Organism: Mesocricetus auratus (golden hamster)
Lineage: Eukaryota; Metazoa; Chordata; Mammalia; Rodentia; Cricetidae
Exons: 3
Coding region: 1-750 (249 amino acids)
Source: RefSeq, a predicted model, not a curated record
AUGAAGGAAUAUAAGCGCAAGAGGACGGGGAGGCCUGCUGUGAAAUGCUUCAUCCGGACACGACAGGGCCACCGCACUCACGAACUCAAGGCAGAUUCAGCUACCUGCAGGAGCACAAGCCAACAGUACCACUCAGCAUUCCCACAGGCGGCCCUCAUUGAGCCCAGCGGAUUACACAACAAAACCAAGAACAGAACGUCUCAGCGGUGCUAUGCCAGAAGGAAUGCUAAUCGGAAUCGGCGUACCAGUUUCAAACACAGCUGUGCUCCCGAGCUGGGAGGCAGAGCUUGCACCGGCUCCAACUAUCCUCGGCAGAGCUCCUGGCCAUCCCGGUGCUCAUCCCUUUCUGGUAAUGAGAACUGCGAGGAGAAGAAGAAGCGCUUGAGAACGAGAGGUGUCCGGUGCGGUCAGACUUACAGUGAUCCAGGCCCCGCUGACUUCCGAAGUUCUACAGCAGGAGCUCGGGGCGCAAGAAUGGAUACGGGCGACGGGUCGGGGAUGGCAUUGGACGAGAGGGUAAGGCACCCACCCGCACAACAAGGUAGAAGGGCCUGGCUAGAGCCCAGGGCAGGCAUGGAGGACACUUGGAGUGCUUCAGCCCCUUUGCCUUCUGGACCCCACUAUCCUUUGGGGUCCCUCGCCGUCCAUGCUGGGUGGCCAGUGGCAGACAGAACUGUGCACAAGAGGGAGCAGACAAGGGACAAUGGGAAUCACGGCCAUCAAUGGAGGCCAUCCAUCUCCAGCUUCUAGAAAAUGCCUUUCGUAAAGAACUUCAGUCUAGCUAAACUUAGCUAAACUGACAUGUUCACUCUGAUUUUAUUUUUUACAUCCAAUCUCUCUCUCUCUCUCUCU